AUGUCUAAUAGUCCUAAUAACCGGUUUAUGAAUCAGCCUUCAGGAACAUAUUGGCGACCAGUACCUAUACAACCACCAGCACCAAGUGAUCCCAGAAUUAUAAAUCAAUUUCAUUCAUAUGAGACUGAUAGUGAUAGCGAUAUAACGAGAACUUAUGGUACAAUAUAUAGUAAUACGAAUUCUCCUGAAAGCAGCACUCCAGAGGUUUCACCAAGAGCAACACCUGAAAUAUCUUCUGCAAUGCGAAUGCGAAUGAUUGCACAUACAUCUCGUCCUAUACCUUCCGUACAAAGUUAUGAUAAUAAUGGAAUGAAUUAUACAGAUGGUAUAGAUGACCAAAAUAAUGGUACAAGAGAAGUUUCAGAAAUUGAUGAAGUAAAUAAUGAUUUGAAUGGUGAAAAUAUAUCUCAGCAGAAUCAACUAGAUCAACUAGAUGAACCUACGAGACUUUUUUUAGUAACUUUACAAGCUUUACGUCAAAGAGUGCGCGAAUUAGAUUCCGAUGCAUGGAUUAAAGAAGAUUAUUUUAUGUUUUCGCUUUUGACUUUAACUAGCCAGAUCCAGAAAACUGGAGAAACAACUCGUGACAACUAG
This is a messenger RNA of Rhizophagus irregularis DAOM 181602=DAOM 197198, 594 nucleotides long. RefSeq lists its product as uncharacterized. The record is from RefSeq and is a predicted model, not a curated record. NCBI's taxonomy places the organism in Eukaryota, Fungi, Glomeromycota, Glomeromycetes, Glomerales, Glomeraceae.